This is a messenger RNA of Verruconis gallopava, 2055 nucleotides long. RefSeq lists its product as uncharacterized. The transcript is spliced from 6 exons. NCBI's taxonomy places the organism in Eukaryota, Fungi, Ascomycota, Dothideomycetes, Venturiales, Sympoventuriaceae. Bases 144 to 1415 code for a protein of 423 amino acids. Gene Ontology annotation, biological process: mRNA 3'-end processing. Gene Ontology annotation, cellular component: RNA polymerase II, holoenzyme. The record is from RefSeq and is a predicted model, not a curated record. Gene Ontology annotation, molecular function: RNA polymerase II C-terminal domain binding.
CAUCAACUCAUUGUCGUCGCGUGACUGUGAUUCUCGUUGACACAUUCAAAGGCAUCAUCAAAGACGGGCGGGAAAAUAGAUAGACACAUUCCUCCAGCGUCGUGAAUUUGUCACCAUUCCUGUCGUCCGCGUGUUUCGUCACAAUGGCGUACAACGAGGAUGCCGUCAAGGCAAAGCUGGCUGCUUUAAACGAGACUCAAGAGGCAAUCGUGACUGUCGCGCAGUGGAUUAUGUUCCAUAGGAGAUACGCGGAACGGACCGCUCAGAUUUGGAACCAACGUAUCACUGAGAGCCCACCCCCAAAAAGAUUGAACCUAAUCUAUCUCGCCAAUGAAGUUGUUCAGCAGUCGAAAGCUCGCAAAAAGAUCGAAUUUGUUGCGGCAUUCCAACCUAUCAUCGCAGAGGCAACAGCAGCAGCAUACAAAGGCGCCUCCCUCGACAUUCAACAGAAAGUACGUCGCGUCGUUGACGUUUGGCGCCAGCGUCAAAUCUUCGAUCCAGCAUGCCAGCAAGAUAUCGAAAACAGGAUCAACGAGAUCGAUCGAGCAAGGGGUGGUACAAGAAAAGGAGGGCUGGGAGGCUCGCUCUUCGCAUCUUCAGCCUCAUCAGCGCCGCCAGAAUACCAGGCCCUUAUCACUAUGCAAGCUGCACUAACGAAAGCGGAAGCCCUUUCGAGGCCGGCGUCGGAAGGAGCGCAGGCUGAGUGGGAGAAGUUCAAUGCUGAUUCCAGUUACGCGACUGCAACGCUCCCGGGUAAGGCCGGAAAACUGGGAGGACUUUUGAAAAUUCUCGCCAAUGCAGAGGGUGCUGUAGCAGAGACUCUUAAAGCUCGCAAAUCACUAGUCGAAGGGCUCGAGAAGCUACUUGCCAAAAACAAAGCGGAUCUCGCAUUGGAGGAGCAACAGCUUCGUGAUAUAAAUUCGCGUAAAGUAGACGCAGAGAGCAAGAAACAAGAGGUCGAAGCCAGCAUUUUGCAAGGCCUCGUGCCUCUAACGAACAACGGGACUUCAGGUAGCCCGGAUCAGGACCCUCCAAGACCGGACGCGGAGCCACUCACCCCACCUCCUGUUGAGAGCAUUACUCCAGUUGGUAGCCCCAAGGGUCUUGUCUCCACAAAAGGGGCCGAUAUAAUCCCAGAGAUACCGCACAAUUCCGAGGCUGAACCUGUGGCGCCUCCAUUUGAAUCAUUGUCACAAACGGCUGUGCUCAUGGACGGACCGGGAAACAUGAACAUGACUGCCACAGGUUCGAAUGGAGCCCUUCCGGGUCUAGCAAUACAUCCACGUGAAGCGAGCCCUAUGGAGUCGGCGCCCAAAAGGAGGAAGAUGAGCAAGAGCGCGGAGGUCCAGGAUGAGUUUGCAGAUUUUCAAGAUGGCAGUGGAAUCGAUGCUGAUGUAGAGGCGAUGUUGGGGUGAUUUUCCAUCACAGGGGACUGUGUUCAUGGCCUCGGGGGAGCUUGGCUAUAAAUCCCGUCUUUGGCUUCCAAGCGUCGAAGCUUCAAAUUUAUGCUCCUUAAUAAACGGUAAUUUGCGAACUGUCGCUUCCUGGAGAACGCUAUCGUCGUAAACCGUUGUGGAGUCUAUGCAGGAAGAAAAACUUGUGACACAAUCAAAUUAAGAUCGCGCAUAUACCAUGUUAUAGCGUGAAUAUUCUCUGAGAUUGCUAUCCGGCGAAUUAACGAUGAUCCCUCAUGCAGUGGCUUGCGCAACUAGAGGCAGCAUUUGCGCAGGAUUGAUUCAUAGAGAGCAUGUCAGCUGCAAGCUGGUAGCAAACGCAUUGUAAAACAACAUGAGACAUCACUGCGACGACAAAAAUUGUUACUAUUUAAUUUUCAACAGGCGAGCCUCGGGCCACCUCAACAUACAGAUCAUGCAUGUAUCCCAUACUUGCUUCCUCUCGUGACGAAGUGAAAGCGGGCUUGCCACUAAAAUUGAGAUAGUUAAUGGCUUGCAUAAGCCCUAGAGUCGGCAUUAUUCCCACUGCAUGAUACGGAACGAGACUAUGAUCAAGCAUGACAAUCCACUCAGUGUUAUGAGAACAAAUCAAAGCUAAGUA